AUGGAGAAGAUUGAUUAUACAGGAACAGAGUCUUCUAGUCCUUGCAACAAAUGUUUAAAUGUGUCCUGGGACAGCACACCACCUUGUACUUGCACUAUCGAUUUCACACUGGAGCAUUCAUUUGAGAGCAAUGUAUUCAUGUAUUAUGGGCUUUCCAACUUCUAUCAAAACCAUCGUCGGUAUGUGAAAUCUCGAGAUGACAGUCAGCUAAAUGGAGAUAACAGUUCAUUGCUUAAUCCAAGUAAGGAAUGCGAGCCUUACCGCACAAACGAGGACAAGCCUAUUGCUCCCUGUGGUGCUAUUGCCAACAGUAUGUUUAAUGAUACAUUGGAAUUAUACCGCAUUGAUAACGAUACAAGGAUUCCGAUUCCUUUGAUUAAAAAGGGCAUCGCGUGGUGGACAGAUAAAAAUGUAAAGUUUAGGAAUCCUUCAGGAGAAACAAAUAACUUAACCGCGCUUUUCCAAGGCACAACCAAGCCUGUAAACUGGCCCAAGCCAGUGUACAUGCUGGACUCGGAGCCCGACAACAACGGCUUCAUCAACGAGGACUUCAUUGUGUGGAUGCGAACUGCGGCGCUGCCUACGUUUCGCAAGCUGUACCGCCUCAUCGAGAGGAAGAAUAACUUACAGCCUACCUUGCAGGCUGGAAAAUACUCCUUGGAUAUCACAUACAAUUAUCCUGUGCAUAGCUUUGAUGGACGAAAAAGAAUGAUCCUAAGCACCAUCUCAUGGAUGGGAGGCAAAAAUCCCUUUCUGGGAAUUGCUUACAUCACUGUGGGGUCCAUAUGCUUCUUUUUAGGAGUCGUACUGCUGAUCAUCCAUCACAAAUAUGGAAAUCGAAACACUAGUGCAGACAUUCCCAAUUAAUCCUGCAUUCUGAAAACCAAUGUACUGCAUGUGCAUCAAGGCCAGCCCAGAAUGGACCCAGUUUUGAAAGCUAAAUCUCUGCUUAUGUCACUUGUGAGGCUGGGUGCAUAUAUGUGUUUUUUAAUCUUUUCCCUUCGCUGUGGAUUAACUCUCGAGAAUGACGGGUAUACAAUUAGCUAUAUUGAUUGUAUCUCUGCUGCUGUCAGAAACGGUUUUCUGAUGUUUGCCUCUAUCUGGGCAGGCCACACGAUGCAUAGAGCUUCUGUCCCCUUGAUGCAUCUGCUGCUUGUUUCUGUGCUGUGUAAUGUCAGUAUGAUUCCGUGCAUACAGAUUGUGUGGAGAAAGACUGUUAUGACAUACUGUGUACAUUUUUAAGGAUCUUCAGAAUUCAGGUGUCAGUGCUGUUGAAAGGAAAAGUCAAGUCUUUAAUGUUAUUUUCAGUUUACUGUGUUGUGUGCAUGGGCUCUCACAUUUCUUGCUGAGAUGUUAAUAUAUUUAUAUAAGUUGUUAAAUAUUUUUCCUAUGUCCUACCCAAUUCUGUUAUGUUAAAUUCUGAAAGUGUGGUGUAAAUUGCAGCACUUGGGGUUCUUUUUAUAUUUACAACAAAUGUGCCUGGCCAGUAAACUAGCAUCUUGCAAAGAUACCAGAAGAUCUAUUUGUUAAUUAUCUGCAUGAGCCCAUUCUAAAGUGUGAUCUAAACUGGGAAGCGCUUGCUGCAGGUAGAACCUGCUUUGCU
This is a messenger RNA of Tinamus guttatus (white-throated tinamou), 1603 nucleotides long. Lineage: Eukaryota; Metazoa; Chordata; Aves; Tinamiformes; Tinamidae. The record is from RefSeq and is a predicted model, not a curated record.